CCACCAGUGCCACCCAUUGGUGAUGUAGGUAAUGUAGCCUUACAUCCCUAUCGUAGUUAUAGAAACGAUGUCUUGUUUAUCGUUUUUUCAAGCAAAAUCCAACUCGGAAACUUUGCUGUAUCAUAAUCAUCAAAGAAGGUAAACUGUGAAUACUCGAAAUGUUUUGGGGUUUCAGCGAAGCAUUGGACCUUUUCGAGGAGUACCGCAGCUCCCAAAAUGAAGACGAUAACCUACCAGCUGAAAUCAACAUUUUGCUGUUCGGGCUAGGUGAUCCACGACACGUGCUCAAGAGCGCUGCGAAAACUUUCAAACAUUCAACGAAGCUCAAUUUCUUCCUUGUGGAAGGAUGUGUGGAAUUGGUGGCAAGAAACCUCUUACUAAUGGCGAUUGCAUUCGAGAACCAACAGCUGCUGUCGCUGAGGGGAAAAACACAUCUUUUCAUGGAUGUGUUCGGAAACACAAUGUUGCGACCGUUUUCUAAUUGCUACAUCAACUCCAAGGCGAAGGUUUUGACUGACCUAAUUACAGAUAGCGAAUAUGCGGAAAAGAUUGCGCCGAUAUUUUCCUUUGAAGGUCUGAAAUACAAGGAACGGGAUCAUCUGGAGGACGUAUUUCGUUUUUGGAUAAAUCACGAGAAACACGUAUUCAAUGUCUCUCAUUGUUGGGAUGCAAGAGUGCGAGCAAUGUUAGGCACUAGGUAUGACAACAGAAUGGGUGCAUUCGAUUGGGAUUUACAUAUGAGGCUGAGAGAAAAUGGCGCGAAACAAAUCUGUCCCCAAGAGUAUAAGCAUUGGCGUGAAACAGGAAUAGCAUUUACGUUCCCAGAGUAUGGCCAAAGUGAUCCCAACAAAACAUUCGCUGUCGGGCUCAGCCGCAAUGGUGAAAGCUUCACGCACCGUGGCGUUGUUGGUGAUAUUACCACAGGACCUUACAUUUCUUUUGGAGUAAAUUGCCCCGAAGAAAAGUUGACUCAUUCGAUGCAUGGUGUGAAUGAUUUUCGUUCCACUGACAUCACCGAAAGAAACAUCUACGAAAUGAUGUACGAGCUGCAGGAGAAAAAUGAUUACGUGUUCAAUGAUAGAGAUAUUCACAAAUAUGGCUCAUAUGUGUUGGACACUGGGAAGCUAUUCAAUAAGGAUCAAACCAGAUCGGAGGCUGUCGGAGUAUGCCGAUAUGACCAACAGUUUAUACCAUGUGAAAGCAUAAAAAUACAUUUCCUUUCCGUCGAAGAUGUACUUAAAAUUCAGACGAAGCGCAAUCAUGAGAGAAAGUACGAUAUUGUCGUAAUCUCGAGCAAUUAUUUCUCGUUCCUCAAAGAAGACUUUUCGCGACUGUUCAACGAACACAGUCUAAUUUGCUUUGAAACAAUCCAAUUAACAAGCUUCAGCAAAGAUGAAAUUUCCAAACACACAGCCAAAAUAAAAGACUACGCAAAAGCCAUGACGCUCAAACCACUGACAAAUUUUGCCAUCAAUAAGCCCUACUCUGUUAUCAAAUACAAAUAUGCUCCCGAAACGCAAUAAAACCCCUACCAGUUUCGGUACGAACAAUCA
This is a messenger RNA of Toxorhynchites rutilus septentrionalis, 1553 nucleotides long. RefSeq names its product dynein axonemal assembly factor 3 homolog (gene Dnaaf3). The coding region runs from base 159 to 1523 and encodes 454 amino acids. Gene Ontology annotation, biological process: axonemal dynein complex assembly; motile cilium assembly. Lineage: Eukaryota; Metazoa; Arthropoda; Insecta; Diptera; Culicidae. The transcript is spliced from 2 exons. The record is from RefSeq and is a predicted model, not a curated record.